AUGAAGCCAAAAAUAUGUAAUGCGAUUGAUCAACGUUUUGACGGCAUUCUAUCCAGACUUUCAUUUGGCUCUGAAUACUGUCGGACAGAUAUAUUCAAUGACCUACAUCCAGAUGGAGCUGUUCGUGUUUCUGUUGACUACCAUAUACCCGUUUAUAAGCUGCGACGACUCAAUAAAAAAUUGUCGGUAGUUGAUGUUUUGGGAAUGUUCACCAAGAAUCUACUGGAGAGUCAAAUAUCCGAUGAGUUUUCACGGAAGAUAGAAGGUGAGUUUUCUUCUGAUAUUUUACACAAAACAAUGGCUCCAUAUGUAUUCAGGUGAUUCCAAUUUGUUUUUCCAGGACAAACGUUGGGAAAACUGACUCGACAUUCUUCUGCAUUUGAUAAAUAUCUGUGGAAUUUAUCGGCUAAUCAUUCCUAACCUUUCAGAUAACACAUUCAUCACGUAUCUUUGUAGAAGUUAUUAAUUCAUGGUGAAUGUCAUUGCAUGUAGUGAGUGAUUGUUACCUACCAAAACGAGGAAACCGCUCUAUGAAACGUUCUCCAUCAGUUUGAAUUGCCGGAUAAUCUGGACUUCAUCCUCAAUAUUGAGCGAAGAUUUGACAUUCAGAUGCUUAUUCUGUAGAAUACAGAGCUGAAUCAACCAAACAAAGAUGUUUCGUUACUUGACUUUCUGCCUAGUAUUUAUAUAUAUACGUGAGAUUCGUGGGCACUUACAAUUGUCAAGAUGUUUGCCUCAUUGAAGUGGUGAAAAGAAGAAAUUUUCUAUUCACUUCUUCAAUUAUUAAGCAACAGUGUUGGAGUUUCACUAAGUUGACUUACUAAAACAAUGAUAGCCGUGUGCAUAACAUCUAUGACUUUAAGUAGAAUUUGUGCCUAGAAAAUCAUGAAUCAAAAUUAACGCAUUUCUUUGUUCACAGUGAAUGAAUGUUAUCUUUCCA
Messenger RNA from Trichobilharzia szidati, 940 nucleotides. NCBI's taxonomy places the organism in Eukaryota, Metazoa, Platyhelminthes, Trematoda, Strigeidida, Schistosomatidae. The record is from the annotation of a GenBank genome assembly.